Molecule: messenger RNA, 916 nt
Organism: Microbotryum saponariae
Lineage: Eukaryota; Fungi; Basidiomycota; Microbotryomycetes; Microbotryales; Microbotryaceae
Source: the annotation of a GenBank genome assembly
AUGGCGACGACUCCUUCCCCUUCGAAAAAGGCGAUGCAGCCUUCUGCAUCCCCGGCGCCCACCCAACCGGGCGAUUUCCGCAAGUCGUUCCAGCGCGAGGCGAGCACCGGCUUCGAGGAUGUGAUUCGACAACGUGCCGUCGAUUCCCGCCAUAGUCAGUCCACUAACAUUGACUCGACCUUGUUCUCUUUUACUGACAACAACAAAUGUUUUCACGGCAGACGUGAACCGAGGCUAUGGACUCGGCCAAGGCGUCCAACCUCCCCGUAGCGGCGGCGGCAGUGGCAGACCCUUGACGCAGACCCAGUCGAUGCCCGUACUCUCCUUCGCCCAACAAGACUCGGUCUUCCGUACCUCCAACGACGUCCUCAACGCAACGUUCGGUGAUGGGCAUGUGACCGAAUACCGAACGAGGGAGGUGCAACCUAUGUGGGCGACCCCACCUUCCCCCGCUUCUUCCCAAGGACGUGGGUUGAGACGACACCCUUCGGCGGGGAGUGCAAGCACUAGUAUGGUGUGGCCUGCACCUUCGGGUGGAGCUGGAGCAGCAACGGCAGCCAUGUCGGCCUUCUCGACACCGGCGGCGACUGGGCCUGGGGGAGGCGACGAUGGAGGCGAUGGUUUCGAUCUCGAUGAAGUCUUUGGGCCAAGUGGGGGGGACCAUCAACUCGGUGCAGCGAUCUCCAUCGACGAUGAUUCGCAACGGACGGUCACACAAGGGAUCAAAAGGGGGUUCUUUGAGACAGAGGAGGGGAUGGGUGAAGCAGAGGACGAAGAGAUGGCCUUGACCGACGUCGAGGAUGACGAGAUGCCAUCGGCGUUGCCCAAGGCCAGACCGACGGCGGGCAAUCGGAGGGUAUUGGGCAGGACACAGUCCGUACCGGCUUCGGCUUUCAGAGGGGAGUAUCAGUUUUAA